AUGGAAGAAAGCACAAUCAAACUUUGGUUGUCGUGUUCUUGGCAGUUGCUGCGACCUCUAGGAUCGGUUUCUUCUAUAACGGCCUCAAUUCAUUCAGAUUUUCAUAUAAGGCACAGGACUCUGGUAAACACGAAGCUACCAGUACCGAUGCGGCUAUGGCGAGAGAGUCCUCCAACAUCUUAUACCGUCAAGUUCGAGUCUUUCAAGACCAUGAUGGAGCUGGUCAAGGAUGGAUACUACGAGUCUCGUCCUUUCACCGUUGGUGGAUUCAACUGGACGUUCAUAAUCUACCCAACGGGGAAUAAGAAGGACACCUUGAACGAAUUUGUUUCGCUUUAUGCAAGAAUCGAUAACUCAAGCAUCACCGAUCCACAAGCCGUGUAUGCGGAGAUUAAGUUCUUCGUCUACAACAAUGUACUUAAAUUGUAUUAUUACUACCAAGAAACUGAACCGAUGAGGUUUCAUUCGUUCCAACCAAAGAGGAGAGUGCCAGAGUUUCUACUGACUUCAUGGUUCAAGGUGCCAGAUCUUGGAUACAUUACCAAAGGUGGUGAAUGUGUGUUUGGAAUAGAUGUCUUCAUUGCUCCACCCUUUAACAAAUGGGACGUUUUCUCCUAUGAUGAAAAUAUCACCAAUCCCAUUUUCAAUUGGAACCUUACCGGUUUCUCUACCCUCAAUCUGGACUCUUACACAUCCGAAACAUUUUCUUCCGGAGGCAGAAACUGGGUGUUGAAAGUAUAUCCAAAUGGAAAUGGUGUUGGAAUGGGUAAUUCUUUGUCACUCUACUUGAUGAGUGAGUCUAAUGAAAAGGAUUACGUUCGAGCUAAGCUAAGAGUUCUGAACCAAAUCACAUCCAACCAUGUGGAGAAACUAGUUGAGGGAUGGCCAGCAGAAAAUGGAUGGGGUUUCGAGAAGUUUAUACCUCUUUCAGAUCUUAAAGAUGGAAACAAAGGUUUUGUUGUCGAAGAUUUACUCGAGGUUGAAAUCGAGAUCAUGGCAUUCUCUAAAACUGAUCCAUCUAAUUAA
This is a messenger RNA of Eutrema salsugineum, 1026 nucleotides long. Its product is annotated as probable inactive serine/threonine-protein kinase fnkC. The transcript is spliced from 8 exons. NCBI's taxonomy places the organism in Eukaryota, Viridiplantae, Streptophyta, Magnoliopsida, Brassicales, Brassicaceae. The coding region runs from base 1 to 1026 and encodes 341 amino acids. Gene Ontology annotation, molecular function: protein binding. The record is from RefSeq and is a predicted model, not a curated record.